This is a messenger RNA of Raphanus sativus (radish), 1531 nucleotides long. RefSeq names its product IAA-amino acid hydrolase ILR1-like 4. Gene Ontology annotation, molecular function: IAA-Ala conjugate hydrolase activity. Lineage: Eukaryota; Viridiplantae; Streptophyta; Magnoliopsida; Brassicales; Brassicaceae. Gene Ontology annotation, cellular component: endoplasmic reticulum. The transcript has 5 exons. The record is from RefSeq and is a predicted model, not a curated record. Gene Ontology annotation, biological process: auxin metabolic process. The coding region runs from base 101 to 1429 and encodes 442 amino acids.
UCAUCAUCACGCAGAGAAACUCUCUCUCUCUAACUCUCUCUCUUCAUCCAUCUUUCCUCAAUCGCUUGGUUUUUGAACUCAAAAACAAUAAAUUGAAACCAUGAGUUUCUGCAAAUGGUUUUCCUUUCUUUUGAUCAUUCACUUACUAAACUCGUCUCAGCUUUCAUCUUCAUCUUCCUUAACCUCAAAUGGGUUUUCACAAAUCCCUCCAAAGUUUCUUGCUUUAGCUAAAAGGAACGAUUUUUAUGAUUGGAUGGUUGGGAUCAGAAGGAGAAUCCACGAGAACCCGGAGUUAGGUUACGAGGAAGUAGAGACAUCUAGGCUCGUUAGGACAGAACUGGAGAAGAUGGGUGUGUCUUAUAAGUACCCAGUUGCUGUUACUGGGGUUGUCGGAUAUGUUGGAACUGGUCAAGCUCCUUUUGUUGCAUUAAGAGCAGAUAUGGAUGCACUUUCUAUGCAGGAAAUGGUGGAAUGGGAACACAAGAGUAAGAUUCCAGGGAAGAUGCACGCUUGUGGACAUGACGCUCACACUACCAUGCUCCUAGGUGCUGCCAAGUUGCUCAAAGAACACCAAGAGGAGCUACAGGGUACUGUGAUUCUAGUUUUCCAACCAGCUGAGGAAGGAGGAGGAGGUGCAAAGAAGAUAGUGGAAGCUGGAAUGUUGGAGGAUGUGAGUGCAAUCUUUGGUUUACAUGUCACAAAUCAAUUGGGGUUGGGUCUUGUGAGCUCAAGAGAAGGUCCCUUGUUGGCUGGUAGUGGCUUCUUCGAAGCUAAGAUAAGCGGGAAAGGAGGUCACGCAGCUCUUCCUCAGCACGCCAUAGAUCCGCUUCUGGCAGCUUCAAACAUUAUCAUUAGCUUACAACACCUCGUUUCACGAGAAGCAGAUCCGUUAGACUCCCAGGUAGUUACAGUUGCUAAGUUUGAAGGUGGUGGUGCUUUUAAUGUGAUUCCAGACUCUGUUACCAUCGGUGGUACAUUCAGAGCCUUCUCAGCUAAAAGCUUUACGCAACUCAAGAAAAGAAUUGAACAGGUUAUUACAAGGCAAGCGAGUGUGCAUAUGUGCAAUGCAACAGUUGAUUUCCUUCAAGAGCAGAAACCUUUCUUCCCACCUACCGUUAACGACAAAGGCUUGCACAUGUUUUUCAAGAACGUUUCAGGUGAUAUGUUAGGGACCAAGAACUACUUGGAGAUGCAGCCGUUGAUGGGAUCAGAGGAUUUCUCUUUCUACCAAGAAUCAAUGCCUGGACAUUUUAGCUUUGUGGGAAUGCAGAACGAAGCUCAUUCACCAAUGGCGAGCCCUCACUCGCCUUAUUUCGAGGUCAAUGAAGAAGUGCUACCUUAUGGUGCUUCCCUUCAUGCUUCCAUGGCCACAAGAUAUCUUCUUGAUUUGAAAACUUCAUCGCCUAGUAACUCUAGAGAUGAACUUUGAUGUCCUCUUUAAAGGGUAACAGUUUUAAUUCUUGUAACUUUACAGAGGCUUCCAUGUAAAGAUUAAUAAGUUUUUAUGCAAUGUGAAGCUUUUGUUAAGGAA